GAGCAGAAAAAACACCAGACUCACAAGUGGAACAGGGGAGAGGCCUCGAAAGAGGACCUUUUGUCUGGACAUGUUCCUCCACGAACCUCUGCUGUCUGCAUCAGACAGCAGAGGUUCCAGGUAUGUGACAAUGGUUUUUGCCUUUAUUGUAGCAUAUUGCCUUACCCUGCUGCUCAUACUCUAUUGUGAAAAAUCAUCAUGAAUUUUUCACGUAAAAAAUAUAUAUUAAAACUAUCUAAACGUGUAAUGCUCUUGAUGUUUUCUUCAGGAUUAGUUUUCCAUGUAGCUGCUGAUUUGGAUUGAUCAUGAGAUUAAAGGACGGGCAAAUGGGUUUCUGUAGAUAGAUGUGAAAAAAAAGUCCCCUUUUUUGUCUGUUAUAUUUUGUACAUUCAAUGUUUGAUUUCCAAAUGGCAACACCAAUGAAGGGAAGUACUGUUUUACCUUUUAUAUGCUUCUAUGUACAUCAUUGAAAUACAUACAGAACAUCUUAUAAUGUUUCACUAUUUCUUCAGUAGAAAAUGUGUUAAAUGUUAAAUAAAAGUAUACACAAACACAAUCAUUCUCAAAAAGCAAUAAAAUUAAAGCACAUACAUAUUGAAUAAGAAUGUCAUGAAGGGGCAACUCGGGACAGGUAAGACACCAGUGUAUGGGCCUUGUGGAUCCAGUAAUUUAUCCCUGAUCCACCAAGCGCAGCAGCUAGGGAUUGAAAAGCCUGUUUCCAAGAGCUGCCAAAAGAUAAAUGUCUAUAGGAAUCAAAACUCUUGCCCCGACCGACCAUCAGAUGCCGCCAAAAAUUACACACCGUAGCUUCAGCUUCGAUAAAAGGGUUUGUGGGUAUCGGUAUGACCACUGAGAACAGAUGCUAGGCUGAAACAUCCAGUGUUCAGUGACGUAUAGUAGCGCUUCAUUUUGUUUAUAGUGGUCUCCUGUACUGCAGUGAUGGAACAACCAUUAUGAGGAAAAUCGGUAAUUGCAUCCACCCCCAGCAAACCAGCGAGCAAAAGUGCACCCGGCAGAGCGUCACUGGAGCGUCUAAUGAAGGGCUCUGCUGGCCUCCUCUGCAGACGCGCAGCAGCCCGCCCACCUGUGUACAAAUAGCAGCUUGCCAUGCAGACACAUCAGGAACGAUUGAGCAACAGUUCACGCUGUCCUGAUCAGCCUCUGCUACAAUAACAGGCUGCCAUCUGACAGACGCGGAGAUAUACAGUGCGCAGGCUCUCCCCAGCGCUGCUCUCCAGCACCAGACCCCAGAGCGACGCACAGUGGACGCUCGGCCAACACAUUCCAGGUGUGAUUGUCGACGUGCAAACCUGAAGACAAUUCUGGAAAAACAAGCAGAACGUUAAGAGUCGACAAGGAGAAGAAGAGUUCUCCCGGAGCGGAACAUAAGUCAGUGGGGGAACUGCUGCUUCGUGUCUCUCGUUUUUUCUUCUGCUGAACUGUCCUCCGAAGGUUAGAGGAGCAUGUAACUGAAACAAGUGGAGCCCUCGGUGAUUUCAGGAUUCUGUCUCCAACAUCUGUGCCUACAUUCUCUGCUACAGAUAGGGACGUUUUUGAUGAUUACAUAUAAUUAUAAUUUCUGUGGGAGACAGAUCUGCCUCUGUCUAUUAUUGCCAACACCUCCAACACAAUAACUUCACACAUUUACAUAUUUCUCAACAAAAGUGACAUUCUUUGAACCUCUGAGACAAAUCAAGAAUAAUUUUGCUUCAAGAGAUAUGUCACACAGAGAAGCGCCGUGCCAUUCCGUUCAUAUCUAAUGAGUUAUUUUGUGCCUAAAAGCUGAAUGCAGAGCAUUUAAAACCCAUGGCAUUUGCCUCAUUUUGCAAUGUGCUUCACAGGCUGGGAAUCGUUUCCUUGGUUUAUGCUUACUCCUGAUUUUCAGUUGUUGCACUCCUCUAGCACUUAAGCUGAGCCUGCCUCAUUAUCACCCCCAUCCCAAUCACAGUGAGACUAUGUGCCAGGCGAGAACUGAUGCACAUUAAUCUGACCAUAAAAAAGAGAUAAAGUACAUAGCGUAUCUAUAGAUGUGACCAGUGCCCAGAACAAGUGAACAUGGAGAUAAGGCUGCCUCAGAGAAACUAGGCACCAUUAAUGGACAGUUGUCAUCGGUUAUAGUGCAGUCUGUUAUUUCAAUUUGAUAUCCUACGAUGACAAAAAGCAGCACAUAUAUGAGAAGAGUUAUAGCUUUCAUACCUUUCUCCAGAAAAUAAUUUCUCACAGCAUAAAUAAGUGCCAAUUCUGAAUGUAUGCCGGACUGAAAUAGUCAUUCAGGAAUGAACAAAAUAGCCGUUUACACUUGACAAUGUCCUUGACUAUUGUUCAAGUGCCAUGAUUAGCACAAGAAUGUGUCAGACUGCCAUAUGUUAUUAAAAUUUCUCGCUACUAAAACAAUAUUUCCAGCAGUGCAUCAGAUACAUGUUCGUCUGCUCAGUGGGACGUGUAGAACAAGACGUUAAGGACUACAAGCAUGAAGAUUUUCGUUUUCAGUCUGUCCUCUUUACAAAGCUGCAUCCAUUUUAGUGUUCUGCACUUGAGAGGGCUUCCUGGAGGGAAACAGAUGAAGUCAUUAAACAGUUUCUUUCUAGCAGUAAAUUAAAACAAUUUUAAUUCCACUAACCACAAUUACUGAAGCCAAACUGAUUUUGAUAGUGUUUUCAUUGUCUUUUGUUCCUGGACAUUUAAAUAUAUAUAUAUCAUAUAAAUACUCAGCUUCUGACAAAACAAAAAAAAAUCCUGCUUUGAAAUGUCAUCACCCAACAUCACUGAAUGAAACUACUGAUACAUGAUCGAUUUUCAGUAGGUUGUACAUGCUUCUUGAAUAUUUCACAUUCCAUUUUAGUGGGUUAAACUGCAAAAGCGGAUACAGCGUUGUAGCGGCAUUGACUCAACAACAGAAAAUAGAUCUCUUAGUCAUGUAAAAAUGACGCCCACCACCAAUCUCCGAGUCCUUGCCGUCUCUCUGCUCUCCCUCCUUACUGCCCCACUUACCACUGUUGUGGAGACCUCUCCGUCCUCCCCGCCUCAGCACAUAGACCCCUCAGGGAGGCCGUUCACAGAGGAGCCCAAGUCUGGCCCCAGCCCCUCACUCCUGCUCCUUGCCAUUCAGGCCAACAUCAGGCCAGCUGCUCUCCAAAGCAGGACCCAAACCCCUGAGAAACGUCCGGACACCUCAGAGGGAGUUCUGGAGGCGCCUCCGAGGCCACUGCCCCAGGUCAUGUUACCCAAGAAUGUGACUUCAGCGGAGGCCCUGGCUCCUCCCUUGGGCGCAGCCCAGGUACCACACAUUCGACCACGGCUGAUGGAUGGAUGGAUGGAUGUGUGUCGGGGUUAUUAUGACGUGAUGGGACACUUUGACAGCGCUUUCAACUGCUCCAAGGACACCUUCGUCUUUUGCUGUGGAACGUGCCACUACCGGUUCUGCUGUCCAGACCGAACCCGGCAACUGGAUCAGGACAACUGUAAAAACUAUUACUCUCCAGACUGGGCCAAGCCACAGACAGACGCCAUGAUUAUACCAGAGGAUUUUGGACCUGACACGGACUUUGAUCCGCUGAAACAACAGAGCCACAACACUGGCUUCGUCAUUGGUGGUGUGGUUGUGUUCAUGGUGGCUGUUGCUGUGGGCAUCAAGGUGGUCUUCAACAAGGUGCAACAGGAGGCCAACCAAAGGGACCUCAAUAUGCCCAGAGCCCUGGUUGACAUGUUGCGGCACCAGUCGAGCCCAGUUCAGCAGGAUGAGAGAAACAACAGCGUGGCCCUGGCUGUAGGGGACGGACAUGGGACGCUGGGGAGACCUCCGAAAAAUCAUUACGCCCCAGGACUGCCCAGCAAGGACAACAGAUUGGGCAACUUGCAACACAAUUUCAUCCACCCGUCAGGCUCCAGUCCCAAACACACCGCAACCAUUGAACGCACCCCUCGGAUGAACAAUGCUCAGCUUGCAGCUGGAGGCACCCUGCUCUCUAGUAAACACAACAACACCAAAUCCCAGCCGGCCUUCCACCACUCCCUGCACAACCUGGCUCAGCUGCCUCCCUCCUAUGAGAGCGCCACUAAGCCAGAGCUCAACAGAUACUCUUCACUCAAACGCCUCGAGAAAGGUCUUGAUGAGUACUCGUCUGGUUACUGCACCACCAAGCGCCGGCCUCAUACAGCCCAGCCGGCCCUCCAGUCCUCUCAACACCACCUCCACUGGGGAGGAGACUACACCCUCAGCGGGAGAGGAACCCUCCCCAGGCAUGCAACUCGCCCCUGGAUCCCACCACCGCCUUCUGGCAUGCCCGCCUCACCUACCCCCAAUCCUUAUCCUUUGGAUCCCCCGGAACCACAGUACAACUCCAACUACGACACUCUCUCCAAGCCCCCGAGAAAAGUGAAGUCCACUGACCAGCUGCUCAACAUGGGUGAUGUCCCUGGCAACACAGGGACUCUGUCCAGGCUGUCCAAGAACCAGCAGCACCAGUACUACAAAGCCAUGGCUGCCUCCAAUAAGAACUCUAACACGCAUACCCUCACUCGUAAGGCCCAGGACCGGCAGGAGAGACAGGAACGGCUGCUCAUGUCACCGGACCAUCUGGAAGACAGGAUGGGUGUAGGUGGGAUGGGAGUUGUAGAUCCAUACGCCCACACAGGAGGGAUGGUCCCCACGCUGCCUCGCCAGCAGAAGGCCCAGUCCCAGCAGAAUGUCUGCGCCACUCCAUCCCUCGACCGGCACCACAUGAUCAAGAUGAACUCUCACCCCACCUCUGGUAGAGAGCAGGAGAGGAACACUGCGAUGACGGGGCACAUGAGUGGGGGCAUGGGCUGGGCGGGGGAGAUGCCUGGGGCGGGGGUAGUCAUGGGAACGGGAACACUAGGGGGCCACAGUGCGAGGAGGAUGGCGUUUGCAGCAAAGAGGCAGAACACCAUCGAGCAGCUACAUUUCAUACCGGGAGGUGGUAGUGGGGGGUCAGGAGGAAGUGGAGGAGGCAGUCAGGGGAUCAGGACGGGGAGUAAAAAUGAGGUGACAGUGUGAGGUGCGUGACUAAUGUAGAGUUUACCCCUUCAUCUAAGGUGUAGGAAUAGAUCACCUUUCUGAAUUUAACUAUUAGAUAUACAACAACAAGAAAUAAAACUAGAAGUAUAAAGUAUAGUCACAGUAAACCAUGUUUAGGCUAUUGAAAUUAGUGUUAUCUUGUAAUUAAAUAGCUUAAAUAUGAUUACUUAAUUACAAAUCUAGGUGGGGAAUAUCCGUUCCAAUUAUGUGAUAGCCUACAUCAGCCAUAUUUUGUAACAGCCAUAUUGCCAUAUACAGCGGUGCCAUUACUUAUGGAAAGACUUACGAGAAUGGAGAAACAAAUCCAACAGAAAUGUUGUUCAUAAUAUAUAUAAUAAUAUAUAUAUAAAUUAUAUAUAAUAAUAUAUAUAUAUAUAUAUCAAGAAGUACUCAGGAGCCAUAUUAGAUAGGGAACCAGAUGACAUAAAAAAUAGGUUGUUGAAGAGGAGGACCAUGUGGAAUAUUGAAUCGCAGAAGUUCAUGGAGAAUUGAGCCAAUUACCUGUUCAACUGUCAACCUGCUCUGCCCUCGCCAUCAACGAUUCAUGAAACUGAAUCUCGCGGGUGAAGAGCGUGGGGGACCAGAUGAGUCUGAAUGAACCGUGUGCCUGGUGAAGGAUUUUGGCGAUCUGAGACUCUGCUGAAUCAAACUUGUCCUGACACAGGAAGACAGAACUGCUUUUUGUUGCUUCCUAUGUAAACGAGCAGACAAGGUGCGGGCUGUUUUUCUGACUGGGACAUAACAGCCCGACAACAUUGGCAGGACCCUUUGCCCGAUUUGAACUGCGGACGUACCCACAUUACCAAUCUGAUGCCUGGGUUGCCUAGCUUUCCAUGUGACCUUAGAUCAAAUCCAGAGAGGACCUCACACUCUGAUCAAUGUUACACUGCAGAAGUGUAGGCUGAUGUUCGACUAUGUUAUGGGUACGUUUCCCCCCCUGUGUUCCCAUCUAUAGAUCAGGACCUAACUGUAAAAACCGUGGGCUAUCAAAUAAUAUAGUGCCAUCAGUCAUAAUAUUAAUAUUAAGAAAAGUCUUGACACAAACACACACGAGUCAAGAGAUUCCAGAUCAGACGUAUGUGUCCAGUUUACCAAUAAAAAGGCAACUUGCUUUAAUGUAGGUUGUGAAUGAGGAGCAAAGGUUUUUCUAUAGAGCACAAAUGAAUUGACCAUGACGCAGAGGUUGCACUUACACAACUGUCCUUCAAAGCCAUUUAUGGAGAUACAAAGAAAAUACCACAGAAGAAGCUGGUCUGACAAUCACCAUUUUAUUCUUCUCACCAGGUGACAAAUUAUAUGAGUCAGUGAUAUUUUUUACAGUCAAAGGAAUUGGCUUCGGAGCGAGCCAAAAUCCUCUGAGUCAGGAGCAGGGGCAAACCGGGUCCCUUCUCCUGCACGGCUCCUCCAGCCAUGACACACUCAGAUGGUUAGGAAGCCCUUCCCAUCCUCAAGACGAAGACCUCGCUGUAUCAUAACGCACUUCAGCCAGUAUGAGUUUAAAAAAAAAAAAAAAGGAAAAGAGAAAAAAAUAUAUCUUCAUCAAUAACAAUGCUUAUCAAUACUAA
Molecule: messenger RNA, 6603 nt
Organism: Scophthalmus maximus (turbot)
Lineage: Eukaryota; Metazoa; Chordata; Actinopteri; Pleuronectiformes; Scophthalmidae
Gene: shisa7a
Product: protein shisa-7
Exons: 7
Coding region: 2924-5017 (697 amino acids)
Biological process (GO): regulation of short-term neuronal synaptic plasticity; regulation of AMPA receptor activity
Cellular component (GO): postsynaptic membrane; AMPA glutamate receptor complex; postsynaptic density
Source: RefSeq, a predicted model, not a curated record